AUGAAGUUCGUCUUUUUCGAAUAUUUACUACGCCACGCUAAUAAGUACCACUUAUCCCAUGAGUACAUUUGUGAUGUGUGCGGCACCAGCUUCCAAGGGGAGAAUCAUUUAAAGAUGCACCAUAGAUACUACCAUAGGGAAGGAGGGUAUACCUGUGACUAUUGCGACGUCAGCUUAACAACUCUCUCUAAAAAGAUUAUUCACGAGAAAAACGUCCAUAUGGUAAAUUUGCUGAAAUGUCCUCAUUGCCCGGAAACGUUUAAAAGUCCUUAUUUUAAGAAGCUGCAUUUAGCCAACGUGCAUGGUGUAGAAGAGUUGAAGAUAAAGUGCCAAUAUUGUCCUAAAGUAUUUCCACAGGAGAGCAUCAUGUCCCGGCAUAUGAGGAGAGUUCAUUUAAGAGAAAGAAACGUGGAAUGUGAAGUUUGCGGCGAAAAGUUCUUCGGUCCCUACGACGUGAAGCUUCAUAUGCUGAAACACAGCGGGGAGAAGGCUUUCAUCUGCUCCGUGUGUGGAAAGAAAUUCUCUAAAAAAAGCAAUUUAAACUCACACUCUGCUAUGCAUACUGGCAAAAAAGCAUACACCUGCAAUAUAUGUAACAAAGCCUUUGCGUAUCACACCAAUCUUACCAUGCACAUGAAGAGCAUGCAUCAGAACAUCGAGCUCAAGGAAGAUCACAUCACAGAAGAGUUAAUCACAGAAGAUCAGAGCACGGAAGUUGUGGAAGUGUAUGCACAUACACAGGAGUUUAUACACGAUGACUUAGAAGGCGCUGAAGUAGUCGGGACGUAUGUCGUCCAAUAA
This is a messenger RNA of Cydia fagiglandana, 801 nucleotides long. RefSeq names its product zinc finger protein 182-like. Gene Ontology annotation, biological process: regulation of transcription by RNA polymerase II. Gene Ontology annotation, molecular function: DNA-binding transcription factor activity, RNA polymerase II-specific. Bases 1 to 801 code for a protein of 266 amino acids. The transcript has a single exon. The record is from RefSeq and is a predicted model, not a curated record. Lineage: Eukaryota; Metazoa; Arthropoda; Insecta; Lepidoptera; Tortricidae. Gene Ontology annotation, cellular component: nucleus.